CAGUGGAGCGGUAUUUACAUCUACACAGACCACUUUAAACAAACACAAGCCACAUUGACAUCGUCCGAGCAGCCAAGGAGUCUAUUUUCAAACACAGCAAAUAUCAACAGUCAUGGGCAAGAAUAGGACCAGCAGUUCUGGUCUUCAUCCUCACUGUGAAAAAUGUCAUAAUCAGAACUGCAAGCUUCCCAUAGAUGUCUUGACAUCUUGUAUCUUCAUUUCCUGCCGAUUGAACUGCGGAGCUGCCUUCCACCUUUGUAAAGAGGAUGAGCAUCGACUUCUAUGCCCUAAGGAAACAGUACCAUGUCUCAACUCUGGCUAUGGCUGCCCCAUGACCAUGACAAGACAAAGACUUGCCCAGCACCUAGAAGUGUGUCCUGCCAGUGUGGUCACUUGUUCCCUGGAAUGGAACCGAUGGCCGGUGAAUGAGACCGAUACAGCCUUCUAUACGAAUGCUCUCCGGGAUCCAAACGUGAUGAGUCAGUUGGACCUUGCAAUGGCACUUAGAGAUCAGAAGCUUCUGUUUGAUUCAAUACAGAUGAAGACACUCUUUCCUGAGUUGAUAGAAAGGGUAGAGGAGCCUGAGGUUCCACUGGACGGUGCCGUUGGAGGACUUGAUCCAGAGUGCUCGCAGUCUCAGAUCUUAAUCCUAGACGAAUCGUUGGAAGAUAGCCUUAAUGGAGAAGAAGUCCAAGAACUAACCCAAGAGGAACGUCUCGCUUUGGCGGAAAGUAAGGAUGUAGCCUGCUUGGAGAACUAUGGGAUAUGGGAGAAAAUGUUUGCGAAGGAGAAGGAAGGGUGCAAGCAGACAGUGAAGAAUUUAGAGGAUAAAAGUUGUCAGAUUAAAGACAAGAAUUCCCCUCAGAAUUCCGAAAAUCUAGACAUUGACAGGACAGGUUUAGCUCCUUGGCAAGAUGGUGUUCUUGACAGGCUCCGAAAAGAGGUCAACGUGGCUGAGUAUAAUAUGUAUCUGGUGCACAACGGAUGCAUGCUUAUCAACUUCGGCCAGCUGGCAGCUUGCACACCUAAAGAAAAGGAUUUUGUUUAUGGAAAUUUAGAGCCCAUUGAAGUUCAAACCAUACACUCUUUCAAUGUGCCGACCAGCUACAGAGCCAAACGUAGCCAUCUGAAGGAUCCAUCCCAAAUGAUUAAAAAGACACACCGAUCUGUGGACACAUCUGAUUUAGGCAUUGCAAAUGAAGAGCUUCCAAAGGCAAAACUGGUGGAAUCCACACUACUGUGCUCCCUUGAAAGAGAAUUAAAAGGUCAUCAGAUUUGUGAGAGUGUUGGAAUCGAUGGGCUGUAUGUUGACGUUGGCACCCAAACCUUUGACUUCCAUUCUGCUCCAUUCAAAAGUGAUGCAACUUUGGCCGAUGUUGUUGCAGAUCAGCCUCAAAGCCUACACGUACAAAUUCAGACCGAAUGUGUGACUAGGAGGCACAACAAAUCAUGCUCAGCCUUUACUUACCUGUGCCGUCAUGCCUUCAGGCGUGAUGAAUAUCCCUGGCACUUUAGGAAUGUGCAUGGAGACAUCCAGUCAUGUCUUACUGGCUGGUUUUUACAGCGGUGCCCACUGGCUUACCUUGGUUGCACCUUUAGCCAGAAGCAAUUUCGCCCAUCUAAAUAUCAGGCCACUAUAAGCUAUGAUGCAGAUCUUAGCACUUUCAUCUUACAACCAGAAGUGACAGCGUCUCUUUACAAAGGAGUAAAAACCGUUAACAGCGAACGCAAACGUGCCAAGAAUUUGGAUUCCUUGAGCAGACUUCCUUUUGAAAUCUUACAACACAUAGUGAGUUUUCUGGAUAGUGUGUCUUUGGGUCGUCUAUCUCAAGUUUCCCAGCUAAUGAGGGAAGUUUGCAGUACUGUUCUUCAGCAGAAGGGCAUGGUGUCACUCAAAUGGGAGAAAAAGACAUACUCUCAUGGAGGAUUCACUUGGAGGGCCCGGAAACAGGCAUGGGAGUUCAGCAGUCUGUUCUCUCCAGUGGAUAAAUGGGUUUUUGAAGACAUGCCCCCCAUGGCAGAACACCUGAAGGUUUGUCCUUUCUACCAGAAGGAGAUCAGAAGUGAACCUGUGGCGUUACCCAGUAUGACAGGUCUCCAGGAGAGAAGAGAGGAAUUCCAGACUCUAGUCAACAACAUCUUUACUACUGACAAGGCACAUGGAGAAUAAGAGACUGCUUGUGGCAGCAAUGUUUUUAUUGUAAAUGUUAAUUUAUGUUUUGGUCAGUGUUAACUUGUACUUUAAUUUAAGGGAAUAGUUCACUCAAAAAAGUUAAUCAUGUCAUUACUCUAUAGCAGCCAUUAUCAGUCUGUCUUCGUGUCAUACAGAACAGUCAGGACAACACUAUAGUGAGGAAAGGAUGAUAUAAUUUCAUUUGAAAGAGCUUUGCUGACCUCUAGUGACUGAAAAAUACACUCACAAAGGCUUCACAAUUUAUAAAUGCACAUGGAUAAAACAGAAAAAAGGGAUUCAUGAAAAAAAAAUUUACUAUUCUUAAAAAAAAUAAUCAUAUGAUGACACUAUUUAGAGAUCAGAGCACAGAUCUAAAAUACUAUCAUUUUAAAUCUUAAUGCUUUGUUUGUAAUCAUUUUAAAAUGCAGCAUGAUCAAAUUUAGCAUAUUGUAAUGCUCAUUUUUUGCAUACAUGUUACACUGACAGUGGAACAUUAUUGCAUUCAUAUUUUCACAAUUUAUUUGUAAACUAAAUUUAUUUGUAAA
Messenger RNA from Danio aesculapii, 2718 nucleotides. Its product is annotated as F-box only protein 40. Gene Ontology annotation, cellular component: cytoplasm. Lineage: Eukaryota; Metazoa; Chordata; Actinopteri; Cypriniformes; Danionidae. The transcript is spliced from 4 exons. Bases 113 to 2170 code for a protein of 685 amino acids. Gene Ontology annotation, molecular function: zinc ion binding; protein binding; ubiquitin protein ligase activity. The record is from RefSeq and is a predicted model, not a curated record.